CCGGCCCGCCCCCGCACCGCGGCAGAGUCACCCCGGCGCUGGAGGCGGCGCAGGAGCGGAUAGCCCAGAAACUGGUGGAGAACGGCCGGCGGACUUCUAUCGAGAGUGCCGAGUUCAUAGAGACCUACAAGCGGGUUGUGACGAGACCGGAAGUUUAUUUUCUAAUGCUCAGGUUCUCGCAUAAAGAGUACAUGACUAUAGAGGAUCUUAAAGCGUUUUUGGAGACUGAACAAGGGGACCGAGCGGUGGAGCUAGCCGAGUGCGAGGAGAUAAUAAAACGGUGCGAGCCGAGCCCGGAAGCGCGUGAACAGGGUGUUAUAUUAGUGGACGGCUUUUCCAGCUUUCUCGAGUCAGACGAAUGCCUGAUCGCGCCGGCCCCGGACAAGACGCCGGCGCAGCUCAACAUGCCCCUGAGCCACUACUACAUCAGCGGCGCGCACGACGCCUACGUCCCGGACGACCCCGCCGCCAACACGGCCUCCAUGGACGCCAUCGUGCGCGCCCUGGCGCAGCCCUGCAGAUACGUCAAAAUGGAUGUGCACGACGGCGUGGCGGGCCCCGUGGUCUGCAGGAACCCCACGUGCGCGUCCAGGCUGCCCGCCAGCGACGUGCUCAGGCUCAUCAGGGAGCUCGCCUUCGUCGUCAGCCAGUGCCCGCUGCUGCUGCAUCUGUCAGUCCGCUGCUCGGUCCCCCAGCAGCGGUCCCUGGCGACGCUCCUCCGCACGGAGCUCGGCGAGAAGCUGGUCCUCCCGCAGGAGGCCAAGGACCCCGCGCAGCUGGAGGUGCAGUCCAUCCUGGGGAAGAUCCUGCUGGUGGGCAAGCGGCUGCCCAGCGCGUGCCACGAGGACGUGGGCUCGGUGCAGGACGAGGAGGACGUCCAGGGCGCGGGCAGUGGCGUGGUGGUGCGCGAGCUGUCGGACCUCUUCGCACUGGACCCGCGCUCGUGCCACGCCGUGGACGCGGCGGCGGGCCACGCGCCGGGACGCCUCUGCUCGCUGUCCGACUCGCUGGCCUCCAAGAUGGCGCGCCUCCGGCCCGAGGACAUGGUGGCCCACAGCCGGCACAGCCUCACCAGGGUGUACCCCAACCACGAGCGGACCGGCGCCGCCAACUUCAACCCGCAGGACGCCUGGAACGCCGGCUGCCAGAUAGUGGCGGUGAACCUGCAGACGCCGGGCCAGCACAUGGACGUGUACGAGGGCCGGUUCCGCACCAACGGCGGCACGGGGCUGGCCCCCAAGCCGUCCCUGAUGUGUGACGGCCUGCCCUUCCCCGCGCCGGACCCGCGCUCGGGGCUGCCCGGCACCACGCCGCUCAUGCUCCGCGUGACCGUCAUCUCGGGGCAGAACCUGCCGCGGCCGAGGGGCUGCGACGCGCGCGGCACGGCCAUCGACCCCUACGUGGCCGUGCAGGUGUUCGGCAUCCAGGCGGACAACAACGAGAAGAAGACGCGCACCGUGUCCAACGAGGGCGACUCCCCCGUCUUCGAGGAGACCUUCGAGAUGACCAUCUUCCUGCCCGAGCUGGCGCUGCUGCGCUUCGUGGUGCUGGACGACGAGUACAUCGGCGACCCCUUCAUCGGCCAGUUCACGCUGCCCGUCAACAGCCUGAGCCGCGGCUACCGCGUCGUGCGCCUGCUCAACGCCUCGGGGGAGCCCCUGGACGCCGCCUGCCUUUUCGUCUACAUCGAGAUGUGGCCGCGCCGCGGGAGGCAGAACAGCAAAAAGCGGUACAAAAAGGAGAAGCUCGACUUGCGGACGGUCGGCAUCAGCAGCGUGGACGACCUAAUCAAGAGCAACGAGCGCGCGCUGCGGUCGCUGGUGGAGCUGCGCUCGGAGACGGACCUGGCCAUGACGGCGCUGCGCUGCGAGUGCGGCGUGUCGGACGGCGCCACCAUGCAGCACUGCCUGCGCGUCAUCAUGAACCGCAUCCAGCGCAACCGCAGCGUCAAGAAGGCCUACAUCCAGGAGGUGGACGGCUCGCCGAUGCUGCGCCUGGAGGCGGACACCCUGAGCGAGAACAUGACGCGCUGCCUGUGCGUGCUGGACCGCGCCUGCGAGCAGCUGGCCUCGGUGCGGCGCCUGCACGACUCCGUGACGGCCCCCGUGCACGACCUGUGCGUCCAGCUGGAGGACAAGGCCAGGAACUUCCCCACGCUGGCGCUCGGCCUGGGCCUCAAGGGCGCCAAGUUCACCAAGGCCUCGGACAACUUGGCGUGGAACGUGCGGGUGAUCCGCGGCGCGCUGCGGCAGCUGGGGGACGUGAAGGAGGAGGCGGAGCGGGGCCUCUGGGUGAUUCGUCGCUCGGCCAAGGCCAUCGCCCGCCUGGCCGGCCACGGGCACGGCGCGCACGGCCAGCGCACGGCCGAGUCCACGCCACUGUCGCGCACCAGCUCCGCCAGCGGGCCGCGCCACCAGCACCACGCCGGCCCGCCCGCCAGCGGCUCCGAGCCAGACAGCCUGUCCAGGGAGCUGGGGGCCUCCUCCGUCGCCUUCGGCAGGCUGUCCCCGCAGUCCGGCUCCUCGGCGUCCAGGUCGCCGGCCGCCUCGCCCUGCGGCACCGCGUCGGGCGGCGUCUCCCCCACCAUCAGCGACACGAGGGGCGUGUCACCGCGACCGCCCGUCCGCGGCAUCCUCAAGCAGCAGCAGUCGGCGCCGCAGCCCUGCGACCAGCCCGCAUGACCCCGACACCUGGGGCUGUACGCACCCAGCCCCAGCACCCCGGCCGCGCACGCCAACGCCCACGCCAACGUCCACGCCAACGUCCACGCCAACGUCCACGCCAACGUCCACGCCAACGUCCACGCCAACGUCCACGCCAACGUCCACGGCAGCACCAACGCGCACGGCCCGGGCAGGGAGACGGCCCUCUAGCGCCGCCACCUCCAGCACCAUUCCCAGAGUCGUUUUCGUUGCUCUGUCUCGCCCCACGAGUGAGUGAGAGAGAAAGGGCGACGAAAAUGGCUCUCGGUAUCAGUGUACAGUGCCUGCAACCAGGCGGCGGACUUCACCGUCGUGACUCCGCGCGACGGAGACUCUCUGCCAGCAGUGUGGGUGACCGGACGGCUGUGGAAAGACAGGGCGGCUCCGCCCGCGUCCAUACCCCACGCCCCAGCGUCACCCGCGGCCCAGCGCGCGGGGUAUUGCCAGCCCGUGGAGACACUCAGGACGUAGCAAAAUACGUCCGGUUGGCCAAAGGAUGUUUUUUUUAACUCUCAAAGAAAAACUUCACUUUUUCCAGUGAUGGGUCAGUGGCGAGGAGCACCUCCAUCUCCCACACGGGACUCUAGAAGCAGCGUCUCCGUGACACCUGCACUCUAAAACCUCCCCUCGCUUUUGGCGGGAACGGACAAGUCGGCAUUCCACCCUUGAGCGCGUCCAAAGUUCAGUUAGAUACAAAUAAUUUUAUCAGAAGGAGCCCUUGUUUUGUAAAGUAUCUAAAAAGUUUCAAGUACAACUCCUCUUUGACACAUGUAGUAUCGCUAACAGCUUUUCUAGCGGUUCUCAACCACUUCCGGCUCGCGACCCCAAAAACAUUUUAAUUCGAGUGUUCCUAUCAUUGCCUUGCUUCGUUUGUUGGGAAACUGACAUUUUAUUUUUUUAAUUGUGAAAGUUUCAAAACAGAUCAUAACUUGAGAGGGGGUCUGUUUCCCACCCAGAUUGGGUCUCUAUUUAAUGUUGUUACUUUUAAUGUGUCUGACUCGCUUGUUAGAGGUAAAUAUGAAUUCUUAUUCUUAUGCGAUAGCCUUUCGAGAUGGUAACUUAAAUUGAGCUCAACUGUUGCCUCUCUCUAUGAAGAGAAAUUGGUGAUUUUACAUGUGAUAGCAGAAUGUGCACCAAUUCUUGUUCCGUUUUUUCUCACUGUGUCCUUUUGUGAGUGACGUGGCUCUAAGUCCUUAUGCUUUUAAAGUUUAUUACUUACAUGAAAUUUAUCAAGAAAUGUACAAGUUAGAUAAAUACUUAAUGAAUUCAUGUUGGCUUGUCAGAUUCUGUAGAUCAAAUUUGGGUCUUACUAAACAAAACAAAAAAACACACCUGAUUAUGCUGUAGGGAAUGAUCUAGUAUAGUUUAGACAGUAGAGCAGAAGCUCGUUGAUGGGGACAGCUGUGAUUGCGAGCAUCAUGUUAAAAACUGUCACUUUGAAGAUCAGGCUUGCGUAUCCUGGUUGCCAGUAAAACAUUUUGGUUUAGCAAAUUCACUUCUAGUGGUGUAAUAAUGAUUGGUCUAGUCAAGGUCUAUUUUGACCCUUAAUGUAAAUAUUGCCAACCUCCACUAUGAGUAACAAACUGGGACAGGUCACUUUGUAGUGCGUUCAUGUGUGUUCUGUUAGGGUUUGAAGUGGGGUAACUUGAUGUUAGUUUGCUGCAGAAGUAGUGUUUUGCCUUGGCUUUCAUAGCCAACACUGUAAUUCUGAUAGGCAGUAAUCAAAGGCAUGCUCCUUUCUUCAAGUUCUAAGUUUACAGAAAAUGCAACAGAGUGAGUAUUUUUUUGCCGGGAAAAUGGUGAGUGGUUCUGACUUGACAUGUUUCAACUGGACUGUAUUGAACAGCGCGUCAAAUUGGUCUCACUUCAGCAUUGAUCACAGACGACCAAUUCUACAUUUGCACAUUCGAAACAAAUAUUUAUUUAUUUAAAAUCCGUGAUAAAUAAAAAUAUUAUUAUUUAA
This is a messenger RNA of Thrips palmi, 4665 nucleotides long. RefSeq names its product inactive phospholipase C-like protein 1. Gene Ontology annotation, molecular function: phosphatidylinositol-4,5-bisphosphate phospholipase C activity. NCBI's taxonomy places the organism in Eukaryota, Metazoa, Arthropoda, Insecta, Thysanoptera, Thripidae. The transcript has 14 exons. Gene Ontology annotation, biological process: intracellular signal transduction; lipid metabolic process. The record is from RefSeq and is a predicted model, not a curated record. The coding region runs from base 165 to 2681 and encodes 838 amino acids.